GUCACCUGCAUGGUCACCUGUCACCUGUAAUCUAGCUGUCAGCUUCUUGACACAUUUGACAAAACAAGAACUCUACAAUUCUACAUCUGAAACAGUAACUCAAUGAAUGCUACAUGUAAACAAUCGGUAUGAGCGGUUGCAUCGGGUUGUGAAAGUCUACUAUGACUUUCGAAUUGUUCCAAUGAAUUACUUAAGCUUCGUACAUAUCCUACUGUAAUCAAAAAUGUUGGCAUUGGGGUAUGUUCCAUCUGUGCUAGGAUUGGAGGCGUGCUGGCACCCUACAUUAUUUACUUGUCCAGUAUUUGGACGCUACUGCCAGUUAUCAUUUCGGGAUUUGCCACCUUAAUUUCUGGGCCAACAGUGAUGCUUCUUCUGGAAACAUUGAACAAGGAAUUACCUAGAACAAUCCAGGAUGCUGAAAAUCAAUUUAAUAAGUGAUGUACUUAUAUUUUGACCUUAAAUGAUUCUUAAACGUCUUCAAAAACGUGCAGACUCUAUAAUGUGUUGAAGUGAGUUAGUUCCUUAGUAUCUCAUCCUCUCCACCCCACAUAGUUGACAUACUUCAAGUUGAUAUUACUACAUAUGAUGCAGAAACAAUGCUCAAUUAAGGUCAUUUGAAAUUUUUAAUAUAACUAAUAUAAGAGGGUAUCAAUAAAUUCCAAUCUGCUACAAUACGUGAAUAAUGCCUAUAACGUCAAAAUUGACAUCUCUUAUCUUCUAACAGUAUCACAAAUCGUCUAUCUACUAAGCUAUCACAUGGUAGCAAUAUCUCAUCAAAUAAACCUGCUAUAGUUGAUUUAACAAUGUUUCACUGAUAAAGAGAUUAGAAUAAUAAUAUUUGCAGAACAAUUUAAGGACAGAAUUCUUAGCAAAGAAAUCUGAUACCAUUCGUAAUUCAAGCUAAAUUCAACUACCCAAGCUCAAGUUCUUGCCAUUUGCGAUACUUUUGUGAGUGAAUAGAGAAUCUACAUAGAUAUAAAAGCACUUUUGAGUCCUGAAAAGCAGUUUUCGUUUGGUUUUGAGCCACAUUUACAGAAACGCCAGUCAAAAUAGAGGAAUGCUUCAAGCAUGCAGGUACUAGGAUGUGGAGAUGAGGAAAACUGAUUUUUCUAUGCAAACUGUUCUCACUUUCAGAGGAUCUCUCGUGAAAAAGUGUGAUAGAAUUCAUAAACUUAACAAAAGGAGUUAUAGGAUAGAAAAAUUCCAGAACAAGUAUGACAUUUGAUGAUGUGGUUGUACUCACAGGACAGUUUGGGCGAUAUCAAUGGAGAAUAUAUUUCCUCCUAUGUCUGCCCGUAAUAUCCGUAGCUUUUCAUUCAAUGAGUGGCGUUUUCCUUGGAGCCGAACCAGAUUUUAGAUGUUUGUUAUCAGAUGAAAGUUCACAAAAUGCAACAUUUCAACUACCACCAGAUUUCAUGGAUACAGUGUAUCCGUGGGAUAGUCAAACCGGAAGUUGGUCACAAUGUGAAAAGUAUGUUAAUUUUACCGACGCUGAAACAAUGAAUUCAACAUCAACUGUAAAAUGUUCAUCAUUCGUCUAUGAUAAAUCCAUCUAUGAACUUACAACUACAACUGAGUUCAAUCUGGUUUGUAACAAAUCAUGGAUGAGGGCUACGGUGGAUUCUUUGUUGAUGGUGGGGAUUAUGUUAGGAGCACUGAUCUUUGGUGGACUGUCAGAUAAAUUUGGACGAAAAACAGCGUUUCUUUCAGCAAUAGUUAUCAAUGUGAUCUCUGGCUUUCUCCUAGCAGCUACUCCUGAAGUUGUGUCAUACAUGAUCGUCAGGUUGAUUUUAGGAACAUCUGUUAAUGCAAUAUUCCUCAUAGCAUACAUUAUGGCUGUCGAAAUGGUUGGCCCAAGUCACAGAAAUACGAUUGGAGUGAUUGUACAAUUAUUUUCCUCAACAGGUGUUAUUCUGACCUCUGUAAUUGCAUAUUUUAUUAGACAUUGGAGAUAUCUCCAAAUUGCAGUUACUGCACCGUCUGUUGCAUUUCUCACUUAUUGGUGGUUGAUCCCUGAAUCUGCCCGAUGGUUGUUGAGUAUGGGUUACGUGAAGGAAGCAAAAACUUUGCUUUUGGAGGCAUCUUCAAAAAAUGGGAUUACAUUGUCUAAAGAACAAUUAGACAAUAUGUUAUCUGAUACCAUUGCCAGUAAUUCUGCCCAAAAUCUCGAAAAACACUCUGUGCUUGAUCUCAUGAGAUACCCAAACUUGAGACGAAGGUCUUUGCUUCUCUUUGUCAAUUGGUAUGUAAACAAUAUGACGUACUACGGUCUAUCUUGGAACACUUCAAAUCUCGCGGAUUGGUGGGGAAGAAAACCUAUUUUAUGUGGGUGCAUGCUGUUGGCUGGAAUUUCAUUACUCCUUUCAACAUUGGUACCUGACGAUAUGCAGUGGUUGGUAAUACUUUUAACAAUGUUGGGCAAACUAUCGAUCACAGCCUCUUAUGAAACAAUGUAUAUCAUAUCAGCUGAACAGUACCCUACAGUGAUCAGAAAUGUUGGGGUCGGAGCAUGUUCUACCUGUGCUAGAAUAGGUGGUGCAACAGCACCAUAUAUUCUCUACACAGCAAAUAUCUGGAAAUCCUUACCAGUAGUGAUUUUUGGAUCCUUGGCUUUUAUUUUUGGACUGUCAACAAUCCUUCUCCCAGAGACAUUGAAUAAAAAAUUACCUGAAACUAUACAGGAAGGUGAAGAAUUUGGAAAGUAAGAGUGGCAGAUGUGAAAAGAAUUCACCUAAUGUUCAGUCAAUGCCAGAAUUAGAGGAAAAGAGAAUUAUAACGUUUCUUCAGUCAACGAUUAUAAUAAUAGCAAGUGUUUCAUACAUUUCUUCUCAAGCCCUCCAUAAUGUAUUCAUCCAAUGAUAUCUCAAUCCAACUAAUUUUGUACGACCAUACGACUUUGUACGUAGGUACACACGUUCAAGACGUGAGGACAUUCAUGAGCACAGAUCAAGUUCAAUUUAUUUCCGUUCUAUUUUUACGAGGCUCCACUAUACUGGUCUUCCCUAUAUUCAAAACCGAAUAUGCUCGCAGUUGUCAUAACAUUUUAGCGUUAAAACUUGUGGCUGUGUAAAUUACCUUGACUCACAAUUAGCCAAAAAUUAUGUAUACUUAACUGUGAACAUCUCUUAAUAAAGUAAUUCAUAUCUGCAUAA
This is a messenger RNA of Athalia rosae (coleseed sawfly), 3152 nucleotides long. RefSeq names its product organic cation transporter protein-like. Gene Ontology annotation, molecular function: transmembrane transporter activity. The coding region runs from base 1215 to 2705 and encodes 496 amino acids. NCBI's taxonomy places the organism in Eukaryota, Metazoa, Arthropoda, Insecta, Hymenoptera, Athaliidae. Gene Ontology annotation, biological process: transmembrane transport. The record is from RefSeq and is a predicted model, not a curated record. The transcript is spliced from 11 exons. Gene Ontology annotation, cellular component: membrane.